This is a messenger RNA of Paraphaeosphaeria sporulosa, 798 nucleotides long. RefSeq names its product DUF1754-domain-containing protein. NCBI's taxonomy places the organism in Eukaryota, Fungi, Ascomycota, Dothideomycetes, Pleosporales, Didymosphaeriaceae. The transcript has a single exon. Gene Ontology annotation, cellular component: nucleolus. The record is from RefSeq and is a predicted model, not a curated record. The coding region runs from base 43 to 429 and encodes 128 amino acids.
AGUCUCGGACCGCCGAAUCUCAACGCACUCCCACGGCGCACCAUGCCGUCGUCCGACUAUACUUCAGCCGCCGGCGGCGCUUUGAAGCUCAAAGGCGGCGGCGUCGAUAAAAGGAAGAAAAAGAAGAAGUCAAAGCCAGCCGAUGCCAGCGCCGAAGCGUCAACCCGGGUCAAGGCGCGCUCCAAGUCACCCUCGCAUACGCCGCGUCGCUCGAUAUCACCAGACACAGCCGAAAAGGCUAUCAAAGAAGACGGCGGCCGGAAGAAGACUGAGGCAGAGAAGCGACACGACGAGAUGCGCCGAAAGCGAUUGGAGGACCGGCUGAAGAAGGAGGGCGUGAAGACGCACAAGGAGAAGGUGGAGGAGCUGAACAAAUACCUCAGCGGACUGAGCGAACAUCACGACAUGCCGAAGAUCGGACCAGGCUAAGACGUAGAACUGGGCAACCUGUGGGUGCCUGUGCCUCGACGCCACAAGUGCGCGCACUACCAGGUUGUCUGCCGGUCCAUCAUGGAGGAGCCUACGAUACCCAAAUCUCGUUACAUUGCUACAUGCAUUUCACAAGGCGUCAUGGGGCCGUUAGGCUUAGCGCGGCUCAACGGUGCCUUUGGUCACGGCUUGGUAUUGCGGAUGGAGGCACGCGUCCUUAAAAGAAUGAUUGCAUAACGCCAUUCCGGCAUUCAUUCAUACUGUCGUCUUCGGGCAUGCGACAGCACUACUCUUUGGGUAUAUCAAAAAUCACAAGACUCUGCCAACAACCGGGCCAACUCCUCCAAUGCAACCUGAUCCUCGUCAUUG